AUGUCAUUGGGCAAAUCAACAGUAUAUGAUUUAAAACUUUACGUUCCAAUAUCCUCGUCGAAUAAAACUCAUCGAGUGAUUCAGUUAAGUAAUGGUUUGGUAGCACUUUUGAUCUCUGACCCUUCUGAAACUUUGGCAUCAUGUGCUGUAUCUGUUGCUACUGGGUCACAUAAGGAUCCUGUGGGAAUACCUGGGUUGGCUCACCUAUGCGAGCAUAUGAUAAUGUCUUCUGGUUCUAAGAAAUACCCCGAAUCAAAUUACUUGAAUCAGAUACUUACCAAGAAUAACGGGUCGCAAAAUGCGCAUACAACUGGUGAACAAACUAGUUUCCACUUUGAGGUGCCCAAUACUACGUCUGCUGAGUCGCUUGUCUUUGAUGAGAUUGUAGAUAUUCUUGCGGCAUCGCUGAAGGAGCCUGUUUUCACUGAAACGUUAAUUAAUAAGGAGAUCUACGCUAUCGAGAGUGAGCACGUCGGAAAUAAAACUACGCUUGAUAAAGUAUUGUACCAUGGGACUCGGUUACUUGCUAACAGCGAGCAUCCAUUCCACCGAUUUUGUACCGGGAACAUGAUUACGUUGACAAGUAUGCCGAAGCUGCAUAAUAUGAACCUAAAAGCCGAAUUAAUACGAUACUUUAAAGAAAAUUUUGUGAGUGAAAAUAUGGUGCUAUGCCUAAAGGGUUCUCAAUCUAUUAAUCAAUUGGCUAAGCUAGCGCAGUCAACUUUUGGCACUGUGCCAGCUGGAACAGCUAAUUUAGGCCAAGGGUUGAAGCUGAAGCCCUGGAGACGUAACUCACAGCCGUCUCCGCCAAAUAGUCCUACAAUUUCAAAAUCUGUGAAUGACAUGCACAAGCUUAAGGAUACCUGGCUGCCUUAUUAUUUGAAAAAAUCGGUAUUUUCUGACCUAGAACGAGACCGUGUUCUGUUAAUAAAGUCUUCGAAGACGCCUGUACUUCGAAUGAUUUUUCCAAUUAACUAUUUAUCUACUCGGUUUAGCGAUAGGGAAAUUGCGACAUAUAAAUACGCAUGGUGUGAACUGCUUGGGGACGAGAGCCAAGGUUCCCUAUGCCAUUGUUUGAGGGAAGCCAAUUUUCUAACUGAUCUAACGGCCUAUCCGUCGACCUUUGCCACAAACGAUGACGGCCUAGUAUUGCAGUUGCAUUUGACGAACAGUGGUUGGAAACACGUCUCAGAAAUCAUUCCCAUGAUUUGGGAAUACAGUAUUAAGGCCAUAAUGAAUAGUCCAUUAUCUGAACUUGGUCAAUAUUUAAGCGAGAUGAAUUCCAUGGAUUUAUUACGUUUCUUAUAUCAAGAGCUUGCUAGUUCUCCAAUGGAAGUAUGCUCUGAGUUGUGUGAUAAAUUGAUGCAGGACAUGAUGGUUUCAGAUCCUUCUUUUAUUUUAAAGUCAACUGGCGUGAAUUUUGAUUGCAACGAUCCUACUGUCUCUAGUAUUGGCAGCUAUUCUGAAUCCAAACAAUCUAAGGAGUGGUGGAAAGGUCAAGCCGUUAAAUUUCAGUCUUUCUUAAAUGAAUUCACUUCAAUUGAAAACGUCAGAUUAAUUCUUUUAGGUGAUAUACAAAAAUGUGACUUAUAUGACGAGAAUGAACAGUUGAAGACAGAUACAUACUACGACUACGAUUAUAUUAAAACAAACGUUAUUAUUCUAAACUUAAACGUUUACAGAACUGACUACAAAUUUACUAUUCCUGCUCGUAAUCCGUUCUUGGUUCCGGUAGGGCACAAGCUGUCAUUCAUUAAAGAAGCAUUAGCAGUGUCAUCACUACAGUCUGAAGUUGCUUCUUUAGCAAUACUGACAAGCUCUGAAUUAUUGAAAACCUCACCAAAACUGAUUGGUAAAAGCCAGUUCUAUGAGCUUUGGACUAAAGAAGAGGAUCUAAACCUAUCUUUCAAGUCGAAAAGCAUAGUAAGCGUUGAAUAUAUUAAUACAAAUAUCAAACCAGCGCCUCUUCAUACAAUGCAAUUGGAGAUUUUUGGUCAAUUACUUCAUGAAAUAUUAGCUCCUACGCUAUACCCAGCAGAGCGCGCUGGUUACACGUAUGAACUAGCACUGUCAUCUAAAGGCGAUGUCAGAUUUGGACUCACAAUAUCCGGUUUCACUGAUGGUGUGGUUGGCAUUCUGGAAUUAAUAGUUACCACGAUGGUUCAAAUUGCCAAGGGUAAGAGAUUAGUUUCCCGAGAAACCUUCAGGAAGGCCAGGGUAAAAGUUAGAAACAAGUACGAGGCCGCUGCAAGUGAAAAUUGUGCAACUUUGGCAAGCUUAGGGCUAUUAAUUGUACUAGAAGAGUGUAUGUGGAGUUUAGAGGAUAGGUUAGAGGCUUUGGAAGUUGCUGACAUGGAUUCCUUCUAUGAAUUCAUGGAGAAAUUUGUUGAAGGCGAGAGUUAUCUUAACUUGAUGAUUCAAGGUUCUGACAUUUCGAUCGCAGACAAAAUUAACAUAUAUUUAGAUCAACACCUUACGCAUCACUUAGCUAAAGAGGGACGUGGUACUAAUAUUCUCGUUGAACCAAGCACUUACAAAAUUCCUGAUGGAAGUAAUCUUUGUGUGAAGAGGAAAGGAUUCGACGAUGAUCCCAACAACAGCAUAGUAUAUUUUAUUCAGACAGGAAGCAGAGACGACAUUUACGCUUUUUCUCUAACUGCCUUCACGGAGUUCGUUAUGCAUUUAACAUUGGUUCCAGACCUACGUAGUAAGAAGCAAAUAGGGUAUUUGGUUUUAGGCGGAGUUAGAGUAUUAUCCGAUACGGUGGGACUACACAUUACUACUAUGGCAAGUACUCCUCCAGAGUUCCUGGAGAUCAAAAUUGAAGAAUACCUUGCCUACCUCGAGUCUUAUCUAUCAAAACUAUCAACCGAGCAAUUCAAGACCCAAUUUGUACAAGAAUACGUCCAAUUAAUCAAAAGUAAGUCUACUCACAAGAUAGAGAAAACUUCCGGUCCUUCAAACCUUAUGGCCCACAUAGAGGCUAAUGUACGAAGUGGUCUUGUAAACACAAGCGUUGCAAUGAAAAGUCAUAAGCGCCUCCGCAAUCAAAUCACUUAUAGGAGUUAUAAUUUUGAAGACGAUGAUGAGCCAGUUAACGAACGGGUCAUAAGUUCGCUGACACUUCUCAAAUAUCUGCAGUUUUUCCAAGAAAAGAUCAGCAUAAGGUCUAAAACACGAGCAAAACUAUCUGUAAUGAUAUCCAGUCCCAUGACAAAAGAAGCAAUUGAGAAUAAAAUGAUGUUCCUCCAGCUUGAGUCUUUCUUAAAAAUAAAAGGUUUCAGCAUUUCUAGUGAAAAAUUAAAAGAUAUUUUAGAUAAAACAGAAGGAAAAUCUACUGCUUUGUUUAAGGAACUUUUCGUAUACUUUCGAUCUCGAGGGGAAAGUUUGAAAUUGUGUUCGGUAGUACUAAAGGAAGUGGUGAAACAAUUAGUUAGGAAUUCACCAUCUGGCGAAGAUAAGGUAGCGGUUUCAGCAGGUACGUCAGGAUCACUACACAGAAUGAGUCAAAAUGUGGUUUCUGUUAUUCCCUUAGUAGAAAUCACUGAUGUUAAUACAAAUCGCAUUUAG
Eremothecium sinecaudum is the source of this 3570-nucleotide messenger RNA. RefSeq names its product Axl1p (gene AXL1). Lineage: Eukaryota; Fungi; Ascomycota; Saccharomycetes; Saccharomycetales; Saccharomycetaceae. Gene Ontology annotation, biological process: peptide catabolic process. The coding region runs from base 1 to 3570 and encodes 1189 amino acids. The record is from RefSeq and is a predicted model, not a curated record. Gene Ontology annotation, molecular function: metal ion binding; metalloendopeptidase activity. The transcript has a single exon. Gene Ontology annotation, cellular component: mitochondrion; cytosol.